AUGACCCAGCUCAUCGCCGCGCUGCACGACGCGGGCGGCGCCGAAGGGCUCUCCCCGGUCGACGCGCUCGAGCGCGAGCGCGUCGGUGACCCGAUCCCCGUAUCGCACGUCGACCUGCUCGCCCCGAUACCCAACCCGCCGUCCGUCGUCUGCGUGGGCAAGAACUACCUGGAGCACGUGGGCGAGGUGGACACGCACAUGCCGGGGAUAUCAAAGACGGCGCCGCCCGAGCUCCCCAUAAUCUUCACCAAGGCUCCCACCGCGGUGACGGGACCGGGCGGGGGCAUCGUGUUUCCCCGACACGUCACCGACCAGGUGGACUACGAAGGGGAGCUCGGGGUGGUCAUCGGCAAGGGGGGCAAGGCCAUUGCCGCGGAGGACGCGUUUGAUCACGUGUUUGGCUACACCAUCGUCAACGACGUCACCGCCAGGGACGUUCAGAAGCGGCACCAGCAGUGGUACUUGGGCAAGUCGUUCGACGGGUUCGCGCCGUGCGGGCCGUGGAUCGUGCCGAAGCGGGCCCUCGUGGACGCCGAGGGCGGCAACGACCCUCAGCGGUUGCUCAUCGGGACCGUCGUCAACGGAGAGCGGCGGCAAGGGAGCGACACGAGCAAGAUGAUCUUCGACAUCAGGACGCUCAUCGAGACCGUGAGCAGGUGCAUGACGCUGCGGCCGGGGGAUAUCAUCGCCACGGGGACGCCCGCGGGUGUGGGCGCGGGGAUGGACCCGAAGGGGUGGCUGAAGGUGGGAGACGUGUGCGAAGUCACAGUGAGCGGCAUCGGAACAUUGUCAAACCCGGUUGUGGACUGGGAAUAG
Molecule: messenger RNA, 816 nt
Organism: Micromonas commoda
Lineage: Eukaryota; Viridiplantae; Chlorophyta; Mamiellophyceae; Mamiellales; Mamiellaceae
Exons: 1
Coding region: 1-816 (271 amino acids)
Molecular function (GO): acetylpyruvate hydrolase activity
Source: RefSeq, a predicted model, not a curated record